AUGCGACCAUCCGCGCUCUCCCGUUUCACCUUCACCACCUCCGUGCGGCCCAGGGCGACCCAGCCCAAGUCCACCAAGGCUGCCUCCACCGCAGCGACCGUCACUUCAUCAUCACCACCAACACCAACACCAACACCAUCAACGCCUACGCCGACGUCGACGCCGACAUCGAGAUCACGAUCAAGAGCACCACAGCGAGAGCAGCUGUCUCACUACCGCCUCCUCUUCAACAAUGUCCGUCCGCAGCUGACUGACGACCAGUUCGCAAAGAUGAGACGCCCGGAGCCCGUUCAGCUGCCCUUCGACGCCGCCGGCAACCACCCCAUAGGCAUCCCAGACGGCCCUCCUGGCGCCGGCGAGGGCAGCGAUGCCACCGGCAGAGGCAUCCUGAUUGGCCUGCUGUCGGCCUUUGGCUCUGCCGGAGUCGCCCUGCUCGUGCUCGCCCUCUUCUUCUUCUUCAGAUACACCCAGCGAGGCCGCAUCCUGCUGGACCGCAUCGGCCGGCCGGGCGAGUACGACGACGAGCAGGAGUUUGCCAGGGAAGAAGCAGAGGCCCUCGAGUCCAUGGACGAGCUGCAAGCUGCCGAGUACUUUAGAGCAAAAGCCUUUGUGCAGGCAAACCCCCCAGAGACGAUGCAGACGGAUAUAUCGCUCUCCCAGUUCCUUGCGAUCCAGGAAAAGGGUGUCUCGGCAUGGGAGUUCGAGCCUGAACUCGAGAUUGCCAACUGCUUCGUCGAGGGCCGCACAGAGAUCGAGUUCUUCGACUCCGAGUGUGGCGUCCAGAGUAACCUGCCUGUCCCAAAGCAGAAUGACGUCUACUACUGGGAGGCAAAGAUUUAUGACAAACCGGAGUCUACGCUUAUCAGCAUCGGCAUGACGACCAAGCCCUAUCCGCUCUUCAGACUGCCUGGCUUCCACAAAUCGUCCGUUGCAUACCAGUCCACCGGCCACAGGAGACACAAUCAGCCCUUCAAUCCAACUCCCUACGCACCGCCAUAUGUCCAGGGUGACGUUGUUGGCGUGGGCUACCGGCCUCGCAGCGGAACCAUCUUCUUCACCCGCAACGGCAAGAAACUGGACGAUGUAGCCCACGGCCUUCGAUCGCAGAACUUCUUCCCUACCGUUGGUGCCAACGGGCCGGCUGCCGUGCACGUAAAUUUCGGCCAGAUGGGGUUCGUCUUCAUCGAGGCCAACGUCAAGAAAUGGGGUCUCGCGCCCAUGACCGGAAGCCUGGCUCCUCCGCCUCCCUACGGCAGCGAGCAGGGAAGUAUCCUUCUCGAGGCGGGAGGUGAAAGCUCAGUCUCAGCCCAGGAAGCUGCUGGCCACCACGGCCACCAGACGCAUGGUUCGACUACCGCACCUGUACAGCAGUGGUGGCAUCCAGAGUACAUACAGCAUCACGCCCAGCAUGCUCAUCAGGUCCUGCAGCACCAACGCCAGCAGCAGCAGCAGUCACAGUCACAUAUACAUGCGCGAACCCGCAGCGGAACGGUGCGAGGACACAACCUGCACCCAUCCGCCCAGGCACCGUCUGCACCCGUCCGGACGCCAACAGACAUCUCCCUGGGCCCCUUGCCUCAUGUAGCUUCGCCCCCGGCCCCCUCAACUGCCGGAGCUGUGCCUGUUUCACCCUCGACUACCAUCACCUCAGACGCCCCCGCUGGUUCCGAGACGUCUGAGGCUACGACCGUCGUGCUGGUGGGCCACCACCGCCAUAAUAACAGCAGCAGCAGCAGCAGCAGCCGUCCACCGCUCGAUGAUGUGCCUCCACCCGAGUACCGUAGCCCAGGCCACUCGCCGCCGUGCGGCCAGGCCGGUGGUCCAGCAGGCGAGGUCCCGCCGAUACCAAGCUACGAUGCAGCUGUUCGUCAGUCCAGGGAACGAGACGGCCCGCGAGAUCGAGACAACUCUUGA
Molecule: messenger RNA, 1914 nt
Organism: Nannizzia gypsea CBS 118893
Lineage: Eukaryota; Fungi; Ascomycota; Eurotiomycetes; Onygenales; Arthrodermataceae
Product: endosome protein
Exons: 3
Coding region: 1-1914 (637 amino acids)
Molecular function (GO): protein binding
Source: RefSeq, a predicted model, not a curated record